AUGUCAUCUUUGAUAUUGAGAAGAUCAUGGAACAAUAGAUCACCUCACGCCCCGACCCGUUUGUUCCUCCGUUUACUGUCAUCUUCACCCGAUUCCCAAUUUCAGUGUGCCCAAAUUAGCGGCCAUAGCCAGUCCGUUUCAGCUCCUGUUCACGCAUUUUGGGCUAAGAAAAAUGACUGGCCAUCUUCGCAUUUGAAUGAUCACUGGAAUAUCUCCCGCGGGCUACGGUUCUUGAGCUCACAGGCGGCUGCUGCUGCUGCUGAGGCGGCAUCCACUUGUGAUGGGCUGACGGUGGAGGGGAUUAUUGCCAAUAAUUGGGUGAUUUAUGAUGAGAAUGAGAGUGAUUGGAAGAGUCACGCCUCCGCCAUUGCUCAGUCCAUUCACCUCAUCAAGAAACGCUUAAGAUGGAAAAAAUUGAUGCCAAAGUUGGAAUUACUCUCAGAACAGUUGGAUAAGCCAGACCUAUGGGAUGAUCCUGCACGUGCAGGAAUGAUAAGCCGCGAACAUGGUUCAAUUACGGGCAAGAUGAAAGAGGUUAAUGCUUUCGAGCAAGAACUAUUUGAACAUAUUGAUAUGAUAAAGCUGGCUCGUGAAGAGAAUGAUGCAGAACUGGAAUCGGACUCAAUGAAAGCUCUUCUUGAACUGAGAAGGCGCAUCAAAGAAAAAGAGCUUGAAGCUUUGUUGGCUGGCGAGCAUGACUCUUGCUCUUGCUUCAUAGAGGUUCAAGCUGGAGCUGGUGGUACUGAGAGUAUGGACUGGGCUUCAAUGGUGAUGCAGAUGUACAAAAAGUGGGCCGAAGGUCGGGGCUUUGGGGUUACCGUUGUAGAUGAAAUGCCUGGCGAUAUUGCUGGAAUCAAGCGAGCCACCAUCAAAGUUGACGGGGAAUAUGCAUUUGGAUAUGCGAAAGCCGAAGUGGGUGCGCAUCGUUUAGUGCGUAUUUCGCCAUUUGACAGCAACAAGCGGAGGCACACAUCAUUUGCCUCUGUGGCUGUAAUCCCGAUUCUUGGAGAUGGGUUUUCUCGUGUUCAGAUAAACGAAUCUGAUCUAAAGAUUGAACGGUUUCGGGCAGGGGGCGCUGGGGGUCAGCAUGUGAAUACCACCGAGAGUGCUGUGCGGAUCACUCACAUUCCCACUGGAGUAACCGCCACUUGUCAAAACGAGAGGUCACAGCAUCAGAAUAAGGCUUCUGCCAUGGCCGUGCUUCAGUCUCGUGUGGACCAACUCGAAAUGCAACGCCAGGCCCAGAUAAACUCGGAGCAUACUCAGUCCCUCACCGACAUAAAUUUUGGCAGCCAGAUACGAUCUUACGUGCUUCAUCCGUACAGAAUGGUGAAGGACCAUAGGACUGACUAUGAGGUUUCAGAUCCCGAUGCCGUCCUUCAAGGUGAUAUUGACGGUUUCAUCUUGAGCUUUCUUUCUGUCUCCUUGGACAAAAACGAUGAAGAAGACAUCUGA
Striga hermonthica is the source of this 1455-nucleotide messenger RNA. NCBI's taxonomy places the organism in Eukaryota, Viridiplantae, Streptophyta, Magnoliopsida, Lamiales, Orobanchaceae. The record is from the annotation of a GenBank genome assembly.